Molecule: messenger RNA, 1283 nt
Organism: Rubroshorea leprosula
Lineage: Eukaryota; Viridiplantae; Streptophyta; Magnoliopsida; Malvales; Dipterocarpaceae
Source: the annotation of a GenBank genome assembly
ACAACCCAACUGGCAAAGUUUUCUCCAAGGAAGAGCUUGAAGUUAUUGCUGAAGCCUGCUGCAGAUGGGAUUGCCUUGCUAUAACAGAUGAAGUAGGUUGCAUUCUUGUUGAUUACUGGAUAUUAGGCAACACUUCAUAUUGUCAUUUUUUACGAGGCUUGAACUGAGCAGAGUGCUGAUGAAGUACCUAGAAGGACAGUACGCAUAAAGAGAGGAAAUUAAAACCAUUGCUUAUAGAUAUAUAUGGAUAGAAUUGUAAAUAUUAGAAGUUCAUCUUAUAAUACACUUGACAUCAUGCAGCUAUUUGUCAAAUUCCCUAACUGAAAUAAACAUUCUAAGUGGUUAAUUGUCAUGUAAUUUUUAUUAGUUUUUCCUUAAGCAAAGUGCAAUUAUUAUCUGUAAUCUGUCGUGGUAGUUCUGUCUAAAAGAAAGAAAAUGUUGACCUAUUUCAUUGAUGUCUGAGGAUUGCUUUGUCUUCAUACUUGUUUCUCCAGGUAUAUGAGCACAUAACAUUUGAUGACAAGAAACAUAUAUCUCUUGCCUCACUCCCAGGAAUGCAAAAGAGAACUAUCAUCACAUCCUCCUUGUCUAAAACUUUAAGUGUUACAGGUAGAUGUCCCACACUCAUUGUCCUCUGUCCACUGUAUUGUGGCAUAAUUUCCAGUUGGAGAAUUGGAUGGGCUAUUGCUCCAGCUUUUGCUGCAUCUGCAAUCCGAAACAUUCAUGUCAAAAUUACAGAUUCUGCUCCAGCAGCUUUCCAAGAAGCUGCGUUAACUGCUUUGACAAGCCCCCCUGAAUAUUUUGAAGGACUGAAAAAAGUGCUCACCACGGUGGGUUUUCAAAUUCAUUUUAAGCCCCAAGGUUCCAUCUUUUUAUUUGCAGAGCUUCCUAAGAAUUGCUUGCUUUCUGAUGUAGAAUAUGUUAAGGAAUUAAUAAAAGAGGCAGGGGUGGUUGCUGUACCAGGAUGUGGAUUUUUUCAUGCAAAGCUUUCUAUGGAGCCAUCAUCUGAGGCAAGUUGCAACGACCCGCAGAGAUAUGUAAGGUUUGCCUUCUGCAAAAGUAUUGCUACUUUGGCGGCCGCUGCACAAAAGUUUAGUGAUCUUAAGAACGCUACCAGGUAUGAACAACCUUAACAUGAGAGGUGGGUUAAGGGAUGAGAGAGAGUUAUCUCUUAUUGUACAAUCUAGAUAAAAAAAAAAAAAGAAAAUGAUAUACUUAAAUGUCACACGAUAUUGUAAAUUUAUACCAUAUGUGUUCUUAUAUAAUCAAAUUUUUUUAUUCAU